Molecule: messenger RNA, 819 nt
Organism: Toxorhynchites rutilus septentrionalis
Lineage: Eukaryota; Metazoa; Arthropoda; Insecta; Diptera; Culicidae
Exons: 2
Coding region: 64-600 (178 amino acids)
Source: RefSeq, a predicted model, not a curated record
CAAAGUAGAAGGAUCGUUAAUCUGACUUUGAACCGUAUCUGGAAUUAUCUGUGCAACAAAAAAAUGUCUGAAAUUGAGAUAUACAACGACUCGAUCCAGUUCGUGUGCGAUCUGUGCUCGCUGAGGUACUCCACGUUCGAGAUAUUGAUGACUCACAACCGGAUCAAGCACUACCAUUCGAUACGGUUUCGGUGUGGGUACUGCAAGGAGGCUUUCAUGAACGAGGAUGACCUGCAUUGCCACUUUAUCCUUACCCAUCGCGUGGAUCCCUACAAUUUGGAGAGCAGUCAAAUGGUUCGGUACAAAAAAUCGAUCCACCAAACAGUUCUGUCCGAGGACGAAAAGCGGCACAUUAUGAGGCGAUGUGACAGCCAGAGCGAUGAUGAUUACUCGGAAGAGGAGCAGGAAGACCAGAAUGGGUUCACCAUCGGUCACGAGAGUCCGGUUGAGUCCGACGAGGAGGAUGAGUUGGAGCUGGACUACAAUAAGUUGUUCAAGAAGCGAAAACAAAGUGCUAUGACACAGGAGGAAAUCCUGGAGCUGACGGAUGUGUUUAGAAAACCUGCGGAAACUAGAUGUAUUUCGAAAAUGCAUCUCUGAUUGGUCAAACACUCUGAGGAGGAGAAGAAUCUUCUGAUAUGUUUUGAAUGUUAUCUCAACUAGUACAGAACAGUGUUAAUUGAGUUCUGUCUCGAGUGUCACAAGAUCUGUGACAACUGUGACUCCAAGAAAAGAAGAAUGUCGUGUUCUUGAAAUCAACUUAUGCCGCAUGGUUAGGUUUGAAGUGAUAAUCCAUUUUUAGGAUAACAAGGCUUUGUU